Cuscuta europaea is the source of this 3704-nucleotide messenger RNA. The record is from the annotation of a GenBank genome assembly. NCBI's taxonomy places the organism in Eukaryota, Viridiplantae, Streptophyta, Magnoliopsida, Solanales, Convolvulaceae.
GUCCUCGCGAUAUUACAUAUUUACAAAAAACACACCAGCAAACAAACCCUAAAGAGAUUGAAGACAAUCUCACAAUCUCUCGCGCUCAGCGCCCAAAAUCUCAAACCAAUCCGAGUAUCCGACCAGCGCAUCUAUCGCUUGUUUAAUUUAUCCCACCGCUGCCUGAAAAAUUAAAAAUCUCCCCACUUGUAUCACUUAGCAGUAGCACCGUCGGAGUCUGCGUGUACAGGCCGAUUCCGAGGCAGUUGACUCGUGUACGAUCAACCAUACGCCGGAGUGUCGCAGUUUUCUACAGGUUUGUUGUAGCUGUACUUUAAUUCCACUAUAUUUCGUUUCCAUGGUGAUGUUUUGGCCGAGGAAAGAGAUAUAGUUGAGUUGAGCGGCAUGCGUUGUUCGAUAUUUAGUUAGUUAAAUAAACGAGGGAAUUUUACUUAGAAUAUCACAUCUGAAUGACUUCAUCAGAAGGGCAAAGGAAUUACAAGAAACAGGAUGUAGAUGAUUUAGAUGUAAAGACUGACAUGUUCAAAGAUGAUGAUGAGGAUGACUGGGAAGGUGAUGCUAAACGAAAACACAAGUCAAUCAAAUCUAGAAGACCUGAAUUAAAUGAAGAAUUCGAGGGAUUAGAUAGCAGUGGAAGAAAGAGAAGUAAUGUUGACAAAAAUGAGAGCCGUAAAAGGGCAGGUGGUAUUGAAGAAGAUGAAUGUGAUAAUAGAAAGGAGUAUAAUAAUAAUAAUACCUCUAAGUUAUCUAUGAGGAAGAAGCCGGAGGAGAAUACAUUGGAGAGGCUGAGUAAUUGGUACCAAGAUGGAGAAAUUGAGAACAAUAAGUAUAACAACAAUCUAGACAAAUCUGUGGGAUCAAUAUCAAAAUUCCCCGAUAAUGAUAGUUCUCAAAUCAGAAAUAAGGGCAUUAUUGAUGAGAGAAGGGAGAACAUUAAAGAAAAAUCCCAAGGAACAUCCGAGCAUGGACGUAAUCCUAGGAGAAGAUGGGAUGAACCAGAUACCACUAAAAAAGUUGAUGAGGCUGACCAUGUAGAAAUCAUUGAUACUAGAAGUUUGAGAACACUAGACCCUGUAUUUGAUGGUCACAGAGAUAGUAAAUCACAGAGCAGAGAGGAUAGAAGGACUGAAUAUGACAGGGGAAAGAGAGGCAGAUUUGAAGCCCCAGACGAAGAAAGAAGUGGAAAGCGUUAUUAUGACCCAGAAAAUAUUGAAACAGACUAUGAUAGAAGCAUGGGGCCCGUCAGGAGGAAAGAACAGGAUAAGGACGGAUACAAGGAUGACAGAUCAACUAAAGGAAGGGAUGAUGGUUGGACGAGAGAUGGUUGGAAACGAAGACAAGGAAACUUUUCUGAAAAGGAAACUAAGGAAAGCGAUUCGUCUUAUGACCACGGAAGGGAGUGGGAACUGCCCAGACGAAGUUGGAUUGACAAUGAGAGACCCAGGUCAGGGGGUAGAAAAGAUGGAAUUAGGACUGAAGCCGUAAAGACCUCUUCCAAGUUCGGAAUCUCUAAUGAAAACUAUGACGUUAUAGAGAUACAAACACGACCUUUCGAUUAUGUCAGCAGAGAUGAUAAUAAUAAUAAACCUUCAUCGGUUUCAAUUGAUGAAAGGGGGAGAAAUAUUAAUGAUGGAUCUGGGCAGCCUGGUGAAGACCUUAACAAAGAUAAUAUACCAGGUGAUGGUGCUGGGCCCGUUUCAGUAAAUCAGAACCCUAAGAGAGAUGAGAUUGAAUCUCAAGGCGAGAGAUUUAGGGAUGAGAUUACCUCACAGAUUCACCAGGUCCCUUCUUCCUUCAAUCGAGCCGUUUCUCAGAGUGGCAGAGGAGGGGUUAGACAUGGGAGAAUGGGGGGAAGGGGGAGGCCCACAGGUGGGAGAGAUAACAAUCAUCAUCAAUCAGGUCUUCAAAUGCCGAUGGUGGGACCACCUUUCGGACCGCUUGGGAUGACCCCACCGUUAAACUCCAACAUAUCACCCACUCCUUCAAUUUCCCCAGGUGUCUUUAUUCCACAGUUUUCACCUCCUAUGGUAUGGCCUGGAGUUCCACCUGGACCUUCAGGGCUCAGGUUCCCACACAAUAUGGGAAACCCUCCUAAUCCUGGAAUCUAUUACAAUCACCCUGCAGGACCUGUAAGAGGAGCUCCUCCUAAUUUUAACACUUUGAUGCCAGUUGGACGUGGACAAAUACCGGAUAAUAAAUCGUCUCCUGGAGGGUGGGUCCCUCCUCCUCCGCCUAGGACUAAUGCACCACCUGGCAAGGCUCCUUCGAGAGGCGAGCAGAAUGACUACUCACAAAAUUUUGUGGACACUGGAAUGAGGCCACAAAAUUUCAUCCGGGAACUCGAGCUGACCAGUGUGGUUGAGGACUACCCUAAGUUAAGAGAGCUGCUACAAAAGAAGGAUGAGAUUGUGGCCAAAGUUGCUUCUACACCUAUGUAUUACAAAUGUGACUUGCGUGAACAGGAACUCUCCCCGGAGUUCUUCGGUACGAAGUUUGACGUCAUUCUUGUGGACCCCCCAUGGGAGGAAUAUGUUCACCGAGCUCCUGGUGUCACUGAUCAUAUGGAAUACUGGAAGUUUGAAGAAAUAAUGAAUCUCAAGAUUGAGGCUGUUGCAGAUACACCAUCAUUUAUUUUUCUUUGGGUCGGUGAUGGUCUUGGGCUUGAGCAGGGACGCCAAUGUUUGAAGAAGUGGGGGUUUCGCCGGUGUGAAGAUAUAUGUUGGGUCAAAACAAAUAAAACAAAUGCCACUCCAGGAUUGAGACAUGAUUCACAUACUCUACUUCAGCGUUCAAAGGAACACUGCUUGAUGGGAAUCAAGGGAACUGUGCGUCGAAGUACAGAUGGCCAUAUAAUUCAUGCUAAUAUUGACACUGAUGUAAUUAUUGCUGAGGAGCCUCCAUAUGGUUCCACUGCAAAGCCUGAAGAUAUGUAUAAAAUAGUUGAGCAUUUUGCUCUCGGACGAAGAAGGCUUGAGCUCUUUGGUGAAGACCAUAAUAUUCGAACUGGCUGGCUAACUGUUGGCAAGGGGUUAUCUUCAUCAAAUUUUAAUUCUGAGGCAUAUGUACGAAAUUUUGCUGACAAGGAUGGAAAAGUUUGGCAAGGCGGGGGAGGAAGAAACCCACCACCAGACACACCUCAUCUGGUCGUGACAACCCCGGAAAUAGAGUCCCUCAGACCAAAAUCCCCUAUGAAGAACCAGCAGCAACUGCAGCAACAACAGUCGGUUGCAGUUUCUCUGACACCGGCUACUUCAAACAACAAGAGACCAUCUGGAAAUUCGCCCCAAAAUCAGAAUCCACAAAACUCAAUCCCGGAUGUUUCAAGUAGCUCAAAUAUGUUAUCAAACCCCCAAGGUCCUUGGGUUUCACCGCCUGUGGAAAGCUUUAAGGGAAGGGAAAGUGGACAGAUGACGAUGGCGGAUGAUAGGGCUGUUGAUACUUACGCGCACAAUUCUUCAUCUUUUGGGCAGGGUAACCCUGAUUUCUCAGAUUUUGAAUCUCAUAGAGCAACGAAUAUGUAGCCGGAAAACCUCCAUUUCUCAAUUCUUUUUAUUUUCAUUUUAAAGUUCACAAAGUUAUAUGCUUGGGUAUAAUAAAUACAUUCAAAUUCCUCCAUCCUUUUAAGUAGGGUAUCUAUGUAUGAGUAUAUCUUUCUCAUUUUUUUUGCAAGAGUAUCUUUCUCAUUUUACAAACAUUUUACCAAA